This is a messenger RNA of Spinacia oleracea (spinach), 1472 nucleotides long. RefSeq names its product protein BEARSKIN2-like. The coding region runs from base 139 to 1248 and encodes 369 amino acids. Gene Ontology annotation, biological process: regulation of DNA-templated transcription. The transcript is spliced from 3 exons. NCBI's taxonomy places the organism in Eukaryota, Viridiplantae, Streptophyta, Magnoliopsida, Caryophyllales, Amaranthaceae. The record is from RefSeq and is a predicted model, not a curated record. Gene Ontology annotation, molecular function: DNA binding.
CAAAAUAUACAUAUCCAAAUCAUUGGGUGCAUGUUUAUGCGUAUAGUAGGAGGUGAUUAUUUUGCGUGUGAUUGGAUUAUUGCUUCAGGUGAUCCACAGAAACGAACAAAGAAAGAUCGAAAAAGAUAGUAGGAAUAUAUGGGAUCUCCGGCGAGCAACGGCGGCGUGCCGCCUGGUUUUAGGUUUCAUCCAACUGAUGAAGAGUUGUUGCACUAUUACCUUAAGAAGAAAAUCAGCUUUCAGAAGUUUGAUAUGGAAGUUAUUCGAGAGGUUGAUUUGAACAAGAUGGAGCCUUGGGAACUUCAAGAGAGGUGUAGGAUAGGAUCAACUCCACAGAAUGAAUGGUAUUUCUUCAGCCACAAGGAUAGGAAAUACCCAACAGGAUCAAGAACUAACCGAGCAACCAAUGCUGGGUUUUGGAAAGCCACUGGGAGAGAUAAAUGCAUCCGAAAUACCUUCAAGAAGAUUGGUAUGCGCAAAACACUUGUUUUCUAUCGUGGUAGAGCUCCUCAUGGUCAGAAAACUGAUUGGAUUAUGCAUGAGUAUCGCUUGGAAGAUACUCAUGACCCUCAAGCUAAUGGUGAAGAUGGAUGGGUUAUAUGUAGAGUGUUCAAGAAGAAAAACUUGUUCAAGAUUGGAGGUGAUCAAAUAGGAGGAGGAGGUACAACAACAAGCGCAACCUCUGAUCAGCUACUAUGCAACCCUAGCGGAUCAAGCAACGGCAACCAAUCACGUCUCUUCAUUCCUAGAGAUCACACCAACAAUAAUUCCCAUUCCCAAUACCCACAUCAUCUCUUACUACGCAAUGAUCCUCAAACAACCUCCACCUUUGAUCUAUACAUGAAUAAGCCUGAUCUAGGGCUCCACAGCUACCCUCACUCACACCAGAUUGGACCCCUACAUCCUCCUCCUGACCAGUAUCCUACACAUCAUCUCUAUCAAGCACCCACCGAUUGCGAUGGCGGUGGUGGUGGUGGUGGCGGUGGUGGUGUUCCCACUGCUUUAGAGGUAACCGUGUGUGAGCCGUCUGAUCCUCAUCAUCAUCAUCAUCAUCAGGCCGGGAUCAACGAGUGGGCGAUGCUUGACCGCGUUAUAGGACAUCAGCAGGAUGACCAUCCUGAUACUACUGCUAAUAAUGACUUGACCUCUACGGUACUCGAAAUGAAUCAGCAACAACAACAACAACAACAACAACAUCAGCAGCUUUCUUUACGCGGGGAAAUGGAUUUCUGGGGAUAUGCCAAGUGAUUUUUGCAUUCAUUUUUUUGAUUUGAUUAAUUAGAUUUCAUAUGAAAUGUAUAAAAAUUAAUCCCUAUGCCGCAUAUGCAUGCAUGCACAAAUUAAAGUUUAAUUUGCUUGCAUAUAUACUACAUUAUUGUUAAUUUGUUACAUGUAUUAUUGAUUAGGAUAUAUAAUGUGUGUAUUAUUUGAAUUGAAAUUGUUAUGGUUUUUUUCAUGUACUUAUAUUACAU